This is a messenger RNA of Oncorhynchus mykiss (rainbow trout), 3052 nucleotides long. The record is from RefSeq and is a predicted model, not a curated record. Lineage: Eukaryota; Metazoa; Chordata; Actinopteri; Salmoniformes; Salmonidae.
CAUACCACGUGACUCACAUAAUGCGGAAGAAAUUGAGCAUGUUGAAGAAAAGCUGCAGAGACUCGUUUCAAAACAUUUCUGGUUGCAUAAAAAAAAUGUACUUGCUAGUUAAAAUGGUUGUGACAAGUCGAGCCUAGUAGUUCAGAAAAUAGUCAAACCAUGACUUAGGGAGGCACAUUGUUUACUAGCCAGGCCAGCUGUCGAUGAUGUUUUGCUGGCAAUGAAUAAUUAGCUAGCUAACGUUUAAAAUCACCCUUUGCCGCACCUGCUAGCUAAUUGGAAAGUUUCCCCAAGUGAAUGGGGAAAUGGACCCUACAACAUUUUCAGGUCCCCAUCUCCCUCUAUCCUCCCUGCGUCUCCUGGUGCCACCACUACGUCUGAUGUCUGCAUCCAUGUGGCAAGUGGCACAGCAGCGUAACGUGAUGCAGUAUGGGAAGCUGGAGGAGUUUGUGACUCUGGUGACAGAGAUGGUUCCGGAGCUCCUGACGCUCAAGCAGAGGGUCCAACUCAUCCUGGGACUGAGAGCGAGGGUGAGACAGCUGGUUCUUGAAUUGUGUCGUGGUGUGGAGUCUAACCCAGCUGGCUACAAAACCAUCCAGCCCCACCUGGACAGAAUCCAUUCAUGCACAACACAUAAAGGGAGCGAAGACAAGGAAGUGGAGGCCUCAAAGGAUAACUUUGUGGAGCUGGUCCAAACUCUGCUAGAAGACUCAAUGAAGAGGGAACAUUUUUUUCAGGAGGUGUUCCCUGUACAGUACAGCACUAGGUAUGACACAGCGCUACAGAUACUUGUGUGGCAGUUCUUUGACAGACUGGAGGAGAUGCUGCCAGUGCCCAGCUUUACACAGACAUCAUCCAUUCUCAACCUGACCCCUACUGACCUGGAAGAGUGUCAGCAGUCUUUCUCUGACCCUGAGCAUCUGAAAACACUGCUGCAGCAUCAUAGAAAUCUGGGGCACCUAAAAAAAGAUUUUUUGUUCUAUGACUCUGAUAACAUCCUGUCCACGUUGUCCUUCCUCGCUCCCUCACUGAAGUCUAAACAUACCAAAAGAGGCAUAGAAGAAGGCACGGUGAAGAACGAGAGCGAUGUGAGGAGAAAGGGAGAGAACGAAGAGGCUGAAGGACCGAAAGAACAGGAGAGUGGUGAGGAGGGACAGCAAGAAGUCAGUGGGGAGGACAAAUACGCCAAUGAGGGAAGUGAUGAGGGCGCUGAAAGACUGGAAGAGGCUGGGGAAUCCUCUGGGAAUUCUGGGCAGCAGAAACAACCAUCAUUAGUGGCCGUCAAUGGACAAGCUAAAGCCAAGCCCCCCCAGUCCCAGGGCUUUUCCUGCCCACAGUGCCAGUUCUCCAACAGGAGAUGGCUCACCCUUCAGAAGCACAUCAAGAAGAACCAUCCAAAGGAGGACCGUGGGAUCCUGGACUCUGGAGAAGCUGGAGCUGAGAACAACGUCCUGCCUGUCAGUGAGACAGAAAGCUCCUCGGCUAAGAAGACCAGGAAGAACAGGUACACCUGCUCCCAGUGUGGGAAAGGUUUCAGAAACCUCUGUGACCUGAGACGACAUGAAAGCGUUCACUCUGAAGCCAGGCCGUUCCAUUGUGACCAGUGUGAGAAGAGAUACAAAACGAAGGGAUGUCUAAAACAGCACCAGAAAGUUCACCAGGCAAAUCGCAUUGAAGAAAGGACAUAAGUUUGCUCACAUUGUGGCAGGGGCUUUAGGAAAACAGAAAUCUUAAAGUCACAUGAACGCACUCACACCGGGGAGCGACCUUAUGUCUGUUCUAUCUGUGGGAAGGGAUUUAUACAGUCCAAUGGCCUGACGCAACACCUCCAGAUGCACAGAGGGGAGAAACCGUACUUAUGUAGCGUUUGUGGAAUGACUUUAAGCACCUCAGGUCAGUUGAGGGUACACAUGAGAACACACACAGGUGAGCAACCCUACAGCUGUCAACUUUGUGGGAGGAGGUUCAAACAACCUGAAAGUCUCACAGUGCAUCUGCAGAGUCACACAGGCCAGCGGCCAUACCCCUGCACACUGUGUGACAAACGUUUUGCAUCCAGCAGCUGCGUUAAAAAACACAUGAGAACUCAUACAGGGGAGAAACCUUAUCAGUGUAUAAGGUGUGGUAAGAGAUUCACUGAAAGCGGCAACCUGAAAAUACAGCAGCGAGUUCAUCGAGAAAAAGUCUUAAGUUGUCCGAAAGUUCUUGAGGGACGUUGUGCUCUGUACAGCAGGGUUCCCCAACUGGCGACCCGCGGACUGAAUUUAGAUUUUCAUUGUUGGACAUAAGACUGUAAAAACACCAGGAAAUCAUCUAUUGGUUUUCAUUUCUGAAAUAUAUUCCCAAGUACUGCCACGCAUAAUAGACAGACAUAUUUGAUUGUAUAGAAAUAAUAAUAAUUGAUUGGAUUUAUAUAGCACUUUUCUGCUAACUGAGGUACUCAAAGUACUUUACAUAGUAGGCGGAAACUCACCUCAUCCACUAUCAAUGUGCAGCACCCACCUCAGUGAUGCACAGUGACCAUUUUUAUGCCAAAACUCUACCCCACACAUCAGCUAUCAGGUGGAGAGGUGAGUAGUGAUAUAUUCCAUUUAGGAAUGAGGGGGAUGAUUCAGUGGCCAUGAUGGAAUGUGGCCAGGUUGGGAAUUUAACCAUGACACUGUGGUCAACAUCCAUACUCUUACAAUAAGCACCAUGGGAUUCACCACGGAGAGUCACGACACCCAUUUUAACGUGCCAUCCAAAAGAAGGCACCCUUCACAGGACAAUGUUCCCAAAUGUAAUCAAGGUUUGACAUUUUUGUUUUAGUCAAAUAUCUGUUUAGGCGUCUUGCGGUCAUUUUGCAGUAUAAAACCAUUUUUUUUAUUAUGUUCCGGCCCACGACCAUCCGCUCCAGAAAGAAAUUGGCCCGCGGCUGAAUCUAAUUGAUGAUCCCUGCAUGACACAUUAUGAAGGCUGUCAUAAUUGUUGAGGAUUCCUGGAAAAGUUUUUGUAUAGAUUUUGUGUAUAUGACUAUUCCUCUUGUUAAUAAAGAAGACAUUAUGAGCAGCAA